CCAAGAAGUUGAACCAAUGGCACCCAAUGAUCACUUCCACUUACUCCUCCUCUCCGGCUCCAUUCUGCUCUCCGUCCUCGCCGUCUCCGCUGCCGUGGACUACAAGUGCCGGCCGGGGGUGGCCUUCCCGCACAACCCGCUCGCUACAUGCCGCCCCUAUGUGCUGAACCGGGCCUGCGGCCGUGGGCUCGGCCUCCCCAUGCUGGUGAAGGAGUGGUGCUGCCGGGAGCUGGCGGUAGUCUCGGGGCGGUGCCGGUGCGAGGCGCUGCGCGUCUUCAUGGACGGGGUGCGCGCGGAGGGGGGACGCGUGGUGGAGGGCCAACUCGGUGGCCUGCGCGGCUGCCCGACGGAGGUGCAGAGGGGCUUCGCCGCCACGCUCGUCACGCCGGCGGAGUGCAACCUGCGCACCAUAUCGGGGGGCACUUGGUGCUAGUACUAGCUGAUGGAUCCUCAACUGCCAGAGUACUCAAGUUGUCGAUCUAGUAAUUACUUACUACUAUUACCGUGUACUACAUAAAAGUACUCCUCAAGUGAAGGCCAUGAAAGCAAUGCUUGAGUUGUAUGCCUAUAUGAACAAUGGCGAGUGGGCUGUUGAUGAAUAAAGGGUUUUCAUGACC
This is a messenger RNA of Lolium perenne, 617 nucleotides long. The record is from RefSeq and is a predicted model, not a curated record. NCBI's taxonomy places the organism in Eukaryota, Viridiplantae, Streptophyta, Magnoliopsida, Poales, Poaceae.